AUGACGGAGCUGGAGGGGGACGAGCCACUGGUCACCUGCUGUCGCUGUGAAGAUGGAGAUGGCUUAAGGGUCACCAAACUGCCGGAGUGGAAUCAGGUGGAGGAUGAUGACGAAGAGGAGAUCAACUUUGGGUCUUUGACGAGUUGCUCAGAUCGACCCAGAAGACCUGCAGUUGAAUCCUGGUCCAGUUUAGGCCGACUGAGACCCGAGGACCUGGAUUUCUCCGAACUCACCCCGGAGGCUGGAGCCUUGCGGAUUUCCAAUGUGGAUCGAAGGGGAAUCAAUUUUGACCAGUUGAAGAAACUCCUGGUCUAUGUCAAGAAACGUUGUGACUCUGAGGAUGCAGUGAGAGGUUGGUAUGAUCAUCGGAGCGGUGAGCAGCUCUUCUACAAGAAGAUGACUCUGUCUCAGGUGCACCAUUGGUUAAUCCAUCCCUUGAGCCUGAGACACCAGUGUAGCUAUGUUGAGGCCGUUGCCAAGAAAGAACAUGCACAGCUUCCAGCCUGGUUUGUUGGACACUCGUGGGAUGAGCCCAUGGUGAACUUUGUGCGCCGGGUCAUGAAGCACGGCACCCUGGGGGCCGGUGAUGGCUUUUGGUGUCACCCCUUCGCAUCACGGCCUAACCCAGGAGGAUGGUAUUGCCACGAAAUGAGUGGCAGCCAGGAUUUGAGUGUGGAACCUUUUGGAGAGCUCUCACAUUUGAGGGCCAAUCUCAAGAACUGCAGAAGCAAUAGCAUUGAUGAAUGGCUAUCCUUUGGAGUGCCUGCGUUGGCGGAGCUGAAAUCCUUGGAUCUCACUGUGUCAGACAGCCCAAAGCUGAUGACUGCAGGACAUUUUUCGAAGAAAUCUGCGUUGCUACAAGAUCUCCACAUGACCUUCCGCUGUCCCUUGCGAUCAGCAGACGCUUUCUGCAGGAGCCUGCAGCAUUUGAGUCUCUUGCAGGUCUUGCAUAUCGAUAUGUCGGGAUGUGCUGAGCUGCAGCACUUGGGAGGCUCCGCCUCAAAUGGUAGCUGCUUCCCAAACAUGGUUUCCCUACACACCUUGCAGCUGGAUUUAACCAACUGCCGAAGUUUGUCUUCACUCCACGUCUUGUCAGAUGAUAUGCAAGCGAUGAGAAUCUUUCAUUUACGCUUAUCCCAGUGUACUUCGCUCGCUUCUUUGGAAGAUCUGGUGAGGCCGUUGGAACAUCUCACCCUCACUGACUUUGAGCUGAACAUGUCAGGAUGCAGGUCCCUGCAGACUUUGGGGGAACUCAGCACCCAACUACGGUCGCACCUGAGUCUGGAACGCUUGCGUUUGAACUUCUGUGACUGUGAUUCGAUACCCAAAGAGGUGGAGAUGGACUUGGCGACCUGCUUGAAAGAGAUCAGUCAUGGAAGAGAUGUUUGCGCAGUGCCCUUUCAGACUGAGGAGGGCAAGAUUUCUUUGUGA
Messenger RNA from Cladocopium goreaui, 1431 nucleotides. The record is from the annotation of a GenBank genome assembly. NCBI's taxonomy places the organism in Eukaryota, Dinophyceae, Suessiales, Symbiodiniaceae.